GUGAACGCCGGUGCUGCCACCUGACAGAACUCCGCGGCACCUCUCACACCUCGCGUCGGCUGCUACGCGACCAGACGUGUGGCGGCAGAAGGCAGCUACUGUAGCUGUUAAUAGGGCGGAGCAUGCUGGCGCUGCUCUUGCUGACCAUAGCGACGAGUGUCAGGACGGCUGCCGGCUUGGAGUGUCCGCUGACGCCGAAGAACGUCAGCUGCAGCGACCAGAUGCCCCACUUGGAUCUCGACCCAGAAGACUGUAUUGUGGAAUAUUACCUGAGGAACAGCAAUGAGUGCGCUGCCUUGGACCUGCGGGGAGAGAGCUGGGCGCGCCGCCUGGGCGCCGUGCGCAUGCGACCCUACGUCUGGACGGACGACGAUGGCACGCCCGUCACCGCCUUCAACGUCAGCUUCCUGGACGUGCGCUGGAGCCGUGCUGUGCUGCGCUUCUCGUCGCUGGGCGGCGCGCCGGCCACCAACUUCUGCCGCGGGCUGCGGCUGUCGCAGCGAGCCCUCUCCGGCAGCGGGCGGCCGCCGCGCCUGCACUUCCACUGCCCGUGGUGCGGCUACGACUGCGAGGGCCGGUCCUUCAGCCUCGAGUACGCCGCCAGCGACGCCGACGGCCGCCACAGCGACUACGGCCGCUUCCUCUUCACCAUGCCGCCGCACAACUACGUAGAUGAGCCGCUGCUGCCGUUUUCGUACGUGGAGGUGUCUUCGCUGCCCACGGCGCACGUGCACUGGUCCCCGCCACCGCUGCCAUCGGCCGCGGAGGGCCUCUACUACAGCGUCGUGACGCUGGUGGACGGCCGGCAGGUGGAGUCGCGCGCGGUGCCGGCGUCGCAGGCGUCGCUGGCGCUGCCUCUGGGGGAGGCGUCCGGGGGCGGCGGCGCCGUCAGGUUCAGCGUGCGCGCCCUGCAGGCCGGCGGCGGCGAGCCCUCCCUGCUGCCCAACUGCAGCCUCUGUGACGGCGGCGAGCGCGCCGCGCUGCAGCCCUCCAACUGCAGUCUCUGCGACAGCUUCCGCACGCCGCCGCUCGCGCUGGAGAGGAGCGUGUACACAUCAUACGUGUGGGCUGCAGUGGGCGUGGUGGCGAUGGCCUCCGCCAUCUUGCUGACGGGACGGUUCCUGUGGAGGAGAGGUGCCCACAACUACCCCGCCAACAAGCAGGGGAAGGCCGCCACAACGGUGGUGCUGGUGUACAGGCACGCGAGCGACGGCCACGUGGCCGUGGUGCGCCAGCUGGCCGCCUUCCUGCGAGUCGCGGGCGGCUUCCACGUGCUGCUCGACGAGGAGGACAUUCCGCGCUGCGCGGACAAGCUUUCCCACAGCCUGUAA
This is a messenger RNA of Schistocerca americana (American grasshopper), 1331 nucleotides long. RefSeq lists its product as uncharacterized. NCBI's taxonomy places the organism in Eukaryota, Metazoa, Arthropoda, Insecta, Orthoptera, Acrididae. The record is from RefSeq and is a predicted model, not a curated record. Bases 123 to 1331 code for a protein of 402 amino acids. The transcript is spliced from 9 exons.